AUGGUCCCGAAGCUCUUUGUGUUUGGAGAUUCUUACGCUGAUACCGGAAACAUGAAGCCCGACGCAGAGUCUUGGAUCUCCCCUUACGGUAUAACUUUCCCCGGUAAACCUUCCGGUCGUUAUUCUGAUGGUCUCACCUCCACCGAUUUUCUAGAAACGCCGUAUCAAUGGAGAACUCACGGAAGAAAGAAACUUAGAUUGGAUCGAGGGAUGAAUUUUGCGUCCGGAGGGUCUGGAGUGUUCACGGCUGAUCCAUUCCCUAAUUUGACUGCUCAGGUCAAUUCCAUGGCUGACCUUCUCCUCGCCCGCCGUGUCUACACUCCGGAAGAUAUUUAUCCCUCUGACGUCUCUUUCAUUAGCUAUGCCGGAGGCGACUAUUUUGAUUUCAUCCUCCAAAACCGCCCUGCCGCUGAUUUGAAAGCAUUCAUAGAGAAAGUCGUGGAUGAUUUAUACGUUAGAAUAAUAUUAAUGGGCGGUCUACUAUUUAAAAAGAUAGCAAUAACAUCGCUGCAGCCUAUUGGAUGCAGCCCCUUUUUCACCUCUGCAUCCUCUUACAAGAGCUGCAACGAGCCAUACAGCGAAUUGGUAAAAGUCCACAACAAUUCGUUGAAAAAAGUCGUGGCCAAGCUUAACGAAAACUCUAGGCUUAAGAAGAAGGGGCAGCAUUACUUUAUCAUCGAUCGUGACCAUUUUGAAGAACAAAGGUGA
This is a messenger RNA of Thlaspi arvense, 708 nucleotides long. NCBI's taxonomy places the organism in Eukaryota, Viridiplantae, Streptophyta, Magnoliopsida, Brassicales, Brassicaceae. The record is from the annotation of a GenBank genome assembly.